AUGACCAACAGCCGCUCAUGUGGUGGAUUGGAGGAGGAGGAGGAGGAGGAGGAAGAGGAGGAGGAGGAGGAGGUGAGUGAGAAAGAAAUGGAGGUGGAGGAAGAAGAGCAGGAGGAGGAGGAGGAGGAAGAGGAGGAGGAGGAGGAGGAGGGAAAGGAGGAUGAAGAAGACGCCAUGCAUAUUAUACAAACAGGAUACAGCACAAGGGACGUGACGUCCAGCAACGUUGCAGCCGAGCCACCAGGGGAACACCAUGCAGCAGCAUCAUCACAGGCCACAAGACGUUCCAGCAGAAUAGCAAACAGGAAUUCGAACAUCAACAACGGAAUUAUUUAG
Macrobrachium nipponense is the source of this 336-nucleotide messenger RNA. RefSeq names its product histone H3.v1-like. The record is from RefSeq and is a predicted model, not a curated record. Bases 1 to 336 code for a protein of 111 amino acids. NCBI's taxonomy places the organism in Eukaryota, Metazoa, Arthropoda, Malacostraca, Decapoda, Palaemonidae. The transcript is spliced from 3 exons.